Photinus pyralis (common eastern firefly) is the source of this 2431-nucleotide messenger RNA. RefSeq names its product G protein-coupled receptor kinase 1-like. The record is from RefSeq and is a predicted model, not a curated record. The transcript has 3 exons. NCBI's taxonomy places the organism in Eukaryota, Metazoa, Arthropoda, Insecta, Coleoptera, Lampyridae. The coding region runs from base 175 to 513 and encodes 112 amino acids.
CAGGCUGAAGUUGCGGAGACCGUUUUUGAGACGAUCAAUUUUGAGGCCGAUAAGGCGGAACACAAAAAGAAGGCCAAACAGAAAAAGCUGUUCGACUUGGAUGAGAAAGAAUCGGACUGCAUUCUACACGGGUACAUUAAGAAAUUAGGCGGUCCCUGGACAACCAGUUGGCAAAUGCGGUACGCAAAGCUGUACCCGAACAGGCUGGAGCUUCAUCCCGACUCGGCGAAGCCCGAAAUGGUCUUCAUGGAUCAGGUGGAGGAAGUCAGUCCAGAGUUAGUUCAAGUGAAAAACGAACAGUGUAUUGUAGUGAGAUUGCGAGAGGGUAAAGUGGUGCUGACCAACCCCGACGAAAUAGGCCUAAAGGAAUGGUUAACGUCACUCAAGUCGGCGCACAAGAUAUCUCAGGAGCUUUUAGGGUCGAUGGCGAAGAAAGCGGGUAAAAUAUACGGCACAGACUCAAACAAUUUGAAUAGAAAUGCGAUAAUAGCUCGUAACGCGAACGGCAACUGAGCUACUCGUAAGAAAUUCCCCCGUGCCCCGAUCCUUACUACCCUCUGUGUGAUUGAUGCGCUUGUGUUGCGGUUAGAAGAAUUAUGUUUAAUCCCUCCCCUUAUUGCACACAUUGGCACUACUCUUAAGGCACUAUUUAUAUAACCGAAAUCAUGACAAUUUCUUUCCAUUCGAUUUGUUCUACUUUUUUAGACAAAGGGGAGGUAUUACGUUAUUCGAUAAGGUUGGGACCGUGUACAUUACUGAACGAACGAAAUAAUUCGUCUCACUGGUAUCAACACCAAGCUUGUAAGUCACUAGAAUAGCUUUCUUUGCCGACCGCUAAUCAUUUCGAUACUUACUAAAUUGGCAUUAUCGACGCAAUAAGAAAUUUUUAGGUUAAGUUUUUACGUACCUGGUCGUUUGGUUCGAAUGCGCGUGCGCGCGCUCGUCGGGAGAUUGUAUCACUUGGUAUUAUUGACGAGAACUUCUAUUUAUUAUACCUACUCUACGUUUUGUACAAUUUUGUAAAUAAUUUAAGUGUGCAAUAAGUAGAUAGAGAUAGAUGGGAAACUGCUACAUUUUUAAAAAUAGUUAGCGAAUAAAGGAAUAAAUUAAAGCCUACAUUUAUGAGACGUAUUGGCCCAGUGUACUACUUAUACUUUAUAUGUGCAUUAUUAAUAAUGUUUUUAUAGAUAUUGUAGAUAAUAUUUUAAUAACAACUUAAGUUAUUUUCUAUUUUUCAUGGGAUAGCCAUGCCAGUGUAUUAGUACCGAUUGUACGUUCAAAAUGAUCGCUACCCUCCCUCUUUUGGAUGUAUAUUAUAGCAGCCAAAAACGAGCGAUUUUUGUAUUUCUCCACCAAACAAAACAGUUUCUAAGAAAUUAUUUUGUGUGGACACAUUUUCGAUGAUUUUUAUUUGGUCGAGAACAGCGCCCUCUAUACUUUCUUCAAUAGCACCAGUAAUUGAUUGUUUUUUUUGUAUGCUUGGGAUUCCGGCUCUACCAACCUUUAUAACAUUCUCAAUUUCAUUAAAAAGCACUAUAUUUUCUGGUGAACGUUGAAUUAAAAGGUCAAAUGGCUCAAAAGCUUAAGAACUCCUUGCAAGUAGGAGAAAAAGGCGUAAUUUGGGACAAGGGACGAGGAAUAUUAAAUUUUGUCACACAUCAUUGGUGUUUCUAUGAAAAAGUAAGCACUCACUAACCGGGUUGGAAUUAAUUGGUGAAGCACAAGCACCAGAAAUUUAAGUGAGCUUCUUCAUAAUUGAAGGUAAAUUGUGUGCUGCUUUUACGAAACGCAUAAUAAUCGCUCAACGAAAUUCAAUACGCAUUUAAGACCUUUGAAAUUUUGAACGUACAGGUACAACUUUGUGUAAAUGAGGUGUAGAUUUCUCUCCAAACUCUUAAAGAAAACAAGCAAAAAAAAACGUGUACAGAUUCUUCUUCUUCCUGUAGCCUUACUCGUACGUUUAAGUAUUAAUAAAACAAAUUUUGUAAUACAAUUCAAGGUUUUAAAACGCGAUAUGUGUUCAUGCAAAUUUUUGAAUCAAAAAACCACACACGAUUUACGUGUUAUCAGGAAAACGCACACAUAGCAAGAAGUGGGAAGAGACGAAGAAUCGGUUUUCAUUUAAAAAAUUUUUCCGCUCUACCAAUUACUAACGUAACAAUCCGAAUUGUGUCAAAACUGUAAAGAGGUUUUUAGUGCCAUUUAGCUAGGUACGAACGGGAUAUUUCUAUAUAAGUGUUUCUAAUGAGCAAUUUAAAGAACAGCAUUUGUAUUACCUACGCGUAAGUAUAAUUAUUGUUAGUGAAUAUUUCGUACAGUUUUUAUGUUUAAAAGAAAAGAGAACAAUCACUAUUUUGUGGUUAGACAGCAAUACAUUGAUGUCUAUUGUGUAUUUAUUUAAAAAAACGUCUAAAUACAUUGUUAUAAUCUG